Molecule: messenger RNA, 1524 nt
Organism: Ilyonectria robusta
Lineage: Eukaryota; Fungi; Ascomycota; Sordariomycetes; Hypocreales; Nectriaceae
Exons: 2
Coding region: 194-1312 (372 amino acids)
Source: RefSeq, a predicted model, not a curated record
CCCAGUCGGUCGUCUCACCAGCCCUACGAUGCCCAAUACUCGACGGCUUUGCUGAUUCUCAGCUGGAAUUCCCACUCACACGUCGAUGCGGCCAGGGGCAAGUGUUGCAUCGCCGGGUAGCUCUAGUAGCAUCCGGCUCUCACCAGUGCGGUCAUCUACAAUCAAAAUGAGGUCCUUCCAGCCAUAAACAUCGAUGCCCCUGCCUCGCGAUAAUUCCCGGGCUCUUCACUCUGCAUUUUGCCAUUCCCUUGCUUCUUCUCUUCCUCUUCCUCCAUUUAUUCAACCAUUCAUUCAUUUUUACUACCAGUUUCUUGUAUUAGCGCAGGCGCCUUCUUUCUCUUCCAUCCAUCCAGUUCCAAUGGCGAAUGCGAACGCGAAGGAGCUGAUCGCCUCGAUCCCCGAGUGCGUAAGUGGCUGCUUUCAAAAUGGAGUCGCUGCAACGGGUUGCGAUACGGAUGACUAUGACUGCUACUGUUACGCGAACAACCACCAAACUAUUGUCGAUACCAUGUCGGUGUGUUUGGACAACAGGGAGCGAAAGUUGGAUGUGAAGUGCACCGACGAUGAGAUGUUCCAGAUGGAAAAUAGGUACUGGAUGGUCUGCGAGCAGUAUUGGGAGCCCACUGGCACUGCUACCGAGCCAGCAUCAGCUACAAUGACAUCAAUCACGACCAAGUCCACCACGACCAAGGCCACCUCGACUUCAUCACAUCUCACUCUCAUCACCUCCACUAGUUCCUCCAACCCAUCGUCAAUCGACCCAGAGUCAUCAAGAAGCACCGAUACUUCGUCGGAUAUCAAAACCGAAAACAACGCCGGCGGGCCAUCUACUGGAGCUAAGGCCGGAAUUUCCAUCGGCGUCAGCCUCGCUGGGAUCCUGCUCGCCAUCUUAAUAUUUCUAUGGAUCCGAGAACGAAGGAAGCGCCGUCAAUUAGAGGAGAAGUUGGUAGAGGCCAAUGAGGCCUCCGUGGUGAGGGGCAUGGGCUACAUGAAUGAGAAGGGGGAUAUUUAUGAGAUGGAAGGCGACCGACCCUACAUUGAGGAGCUGCGAGGGGAUAUGAGAACACCCGAACUGAAUGGGAUGUCAAGCAUCAGCCCGAUCGAGCAAGCGCCCGGAUCACCAAAGAGCGUCUCAGCCACCACGCGCGUGUCAUCCGAGUCAUCUUCACCACGGUUUUCAAGACCUCCUCCAGCAGUCUUACGACCGGACAGAGUUGCUGGGGUUCUGAGUACAGAGUUGGAUUCGACGGGCCGUCCACUUCGAGUUUCAAGUGAGGACGGUGUAGGAUCUCCACGAAGGGGGCUUUUAUGAUUAUUACAUUUUAUUAAGGAUGGAUAUGGGUAACACAUGGGAGUUUGGGAACUUGGGAAUACCUUGGCUACGGCAAGGCUUCACUUCAUUUAGUUGCUCUGCAUCAAUUGCAGACUCUGCAAACUAUAUAGCGUGCAUACAAUCGCAAGCACAAAGACGGGAAGAGUAGUAUGACCAUAUUUAAAUGAUAUAUUAAACCCAAUGACACCAAA